GGGUUUCUUUAAUAUGUUUGAAAUGAAAAAGUAUAAUUUAAACAAAAGUGUUUAAAUUAAAUGUUCUGAACAGCUAUGAGACUUCUCAGAUUAUUAUUAUAUAUUUAAAUAUGAAAAAAUUAUCAGGAUCUUUUAGAAAUACCCAAUGGGAUCCUUUUCUACUUAUAUUUCAAAUUUUGGCAAUGCAAACAAGUGGUUAUUUUAGUUUAGGAGUAAUUAUGGCCCUAAUGGAUAGUUUGGCAGGCUCCAAUCACACCUUGGAUCAUAUAUUUCAAUAUCACGAAAUCCAUGUAGCUGAUUUUGGGGGCAAGUUAGUAAUAUCAGCAUUUGUGCUGAAUGCUUUAUGUGGUGCUGGUUUAUUGUGGUUUGUGGUAAAAAGGACAAAACUAUGCCUUGAUUUCAGUUGUACGUGGUUCAUUAUUCAUUUGCUUAUUUGCUGGUGUUAUAAUAGUGGUUUUCCAUGGAGUAUUUCAUGGUGGCUACUACACGCAGUUUGUGUUGCUUUGAUGUGCGUGUCUGGAGAAUUUCUUUGUUUGAGAACAGAGUUAAAUGAUAUACCUCUUGGACUAUCUGCAAAAGCAGAUUUGUGA
Ctenocephalides felis (cat flea) is the source of this 590-nucleotide messenger RNA. RefSeq names its product protein SYS1 homolog. Gene Ontology annotation, biological process: Golgi to plasma membrane protein transport; Golgi to endosome transport; protein localization to Golgi apparatus. The record is from RefSeq and is a predicted model, not a curated record. Gene Ontology annotation, cellular component: trans-Golgi network; Golgi membrane. Bases 111 to 590 code for a protein of 159 amino acids. The transcript has 3 exons. NCBI's taxonomy places the organism in Eukaryota, Metazoa, Arthropoda, Insecta, Siphonaptera, Pulicidae.